GUGGACCGUUCCCUUUAGAUAAAUAAUCUCAUUUGAAUUAUAUAAAAUGUAAAUGUAUUGAUAAACUUGUUUAGUGAUAGAAGCUGGUGAUAUGAAGCUGCUAGUGGUGUUGAGUUUGGUGAUAGUAGCCAUACAGGGCGCCAACGUGAGACAGCAGCGUCGGUUCCCUGAUGAAUUCCUCUUCGGGGCCGCUACAGCCGCAUAUCAGAUUGAAGGAGCUUGGAAUGAAGAUGGCAAAGGAGAAAACAUCUGGGAUCACAUGAUCCACAAUAACCCAAAUGUUAUCAGAGAUGUGACCAAUGGCGACGUCGCUGCCGACUCCUACCAUAACUACAAGCGUGAUGUCGAAAUGAUGAGGGAGUUAGGCCUGGACGCUUACAGGUUCUCCCUGUCCUGGCCUCGGAUCCUCCCUACAGGCAUGGCCAAUGAGGUCAACCCUGCUGGCAUCGCUUUCUACAACAAUUAUAUCGAUGAGAUGUUGAAAUAUAACAUCACUCCAAUGGUGACCCUCUACCAUUGGGAUCUUCCUCAAAAGCUGCAAGAUUUGGGAGGUUUCGCCAAUCCCCUCAUCAGCGACUGGUUCGAAGAUUACGCGAGGGUUGUCUUCGAAAACUUCGGAGACAGAGUUAAGAUGUUCAUCACUUUCAAUGAACCCAGAGAGAUCUGCUACCAGGGCUAUGGAGGUGAUCUGAAGGCUCCCAUCUUGAACUCCACUGCUAUGGGAACCUAUUUGUGUGGCAAGCAUCUUUUGAUAGCCCAUGCUAAGGCCUACCACAUGUAUAAUAAGGAGUUCAAGCCAACUCAAGGUGGACAGUGCGGUAUUACCAUCAGUGUGAACUGGUUUGGUCCAGCCACGGACUCUGCUGAAGACCAAAUGGCUGCAGAGAUCAAGAGACAAGGCGAGUGGGGUAUUUACGCCCAUCCAAUCUUCUCAUCUGAGGGAGGAUUUCCAAAGGAGUUCUCAGAAAGAGUGGCAGAGAAGAGUGCUCAGCAAGGAUACAGGCGCUCUCGCUUACCGGAGUUUACAGAAGAAGAGAAGGCACUGGUGAAGGGAGCAUCAGACUUCUUUGGAGUGAACCAUUAUACUGCAAGACUGGUGUCUGCUACAUUGUAUAAGGAAGCUGUUCCAGUCCCUUCUCUCUUAGAUGAUAUGGAUGUCGGUCAUAAUGCACCUGAUAACUGGGCUACUUCGGCCUCUUCUUGGCUUGUCUUGGCUCCAAACAGCAUCUUCAACGCUUUAAAGCAUUUAAAAGAGAGGUACAAUAACCCGAAAUUCUACGUGACUGAGAAUGGCUGGUCUACUUACUAUGAGACUGGUCUGAUGGAUGACGGCAGGGUCACCUACUACAGAGCGUCGAUGGAGAGCCUCCUAAACUGCUUGGAUGAUGGCAUCAACCUCAAAGGGUACAUGGCUUGGAGUCUGAUGGACAAUUUUGAAUGGAUGCAGGGUUACGUUGAGCGUUUCGGUCUGUAUCAAGUGGACUUCUCAGACCCUGCGCGCACGCGCACCCCCAGGAAGUCAGCGUUCGUGUACAAGCACAUCAUCAAACAUCGCGCCGUGGACUAUGAAUACGAGCCAGAGAGCAUGGUCAUGACUAUCGAUGAGGGACAUUGUCUCCUGGUUGGUUCCGAUGGCUGGACGGAUACCAGGAAGAGAACGUUCCCUCAGAACUUUCUUUUUGGAGCAGCAUCUUCAGCGUAUCAAGUGGAGGGGGCUUGGAACGAAGACGGCAAAGGUGAAAGUAUAUGGGACAGAUUUUCCCAUGAACACCCAGAGAAGAUAGCUGAUGGUAGAAAUGGAGAUGUAGCGAGUGACUCCUAUCAUCAGUGGAGAAGAGACGUGGAGAUGUUACGAGAACUGGGCGUGGACUUCUAUAGGUUCUCCAUAUCGUGGCCCAGGGUUUUACCUACAGGAUUUCCAAGCAGCAUCAACGAAGCUGGCUUCAAAUAUUAUGAUAAUUUAAUAGACGAACUCCUCAAAUAUGACAUUCAACCAAUGGUCACCCUCUACCACUUCGACUUGCCCCAAGAGUUAGAAGACUUGGGAGGUUGGACAAAUCCCCUAUCAGUCUCCUGGUUUGAAGAUUAUGCGAAAAUAGUCUUUAAAAGAUACGCGGAGAAGGUGAAGUUUUGGAUAACUAUAAAUCAACCAAAUACUAUUUGCAUGGAAGGUUAUGGCAGUGACCUCAUGGCUCCAGGGGUGAAUGUUAAAGACGUUGGGGCUUAUGAGUGUGUGAAGAAUGUUCUGUUAGCUCAUGCAAAAGCUUACAGGCUUUAUGAGAAGGAGUUCAAGAAGGAACAUGAAGGUAACGUUGGCAUUGGAGUGGCAGUCAACUGGUUCGAAUCCUUGGAUCAUAAUAACACAGUCAAUAAGGAAGCUGCUGACAGAGCAAGGGCGUUUGAGUUCGGCAUAUACCUCCACCCAAUAUUUUCUAAAGAGGGUGACUUCCCUCCUAUCAUCAGAACCAUAGUGGACAAGAAGAGUCAAGAGCAAGGAUUCAAGACCUCCAGACUGCCAAAGCUGUCUGCUGAAGAAAUUAAGUUGCUUAGAGGUUCAGCAGAUUAUCUAGGCAUGAACCACUACACCACAUUCCUAGUGCAACAUAGCAAGGAGAAGUUCGAAAGUCCUUCAGUAGAAGAUGAUCGCAACACUAUAUACUCACAAGGUCCUGAAUGGACUUCUGGUAAAUCAUCCUGGCUGAAGAGUGCACCGUACGGCCUCUACAAAGCUUGCGUCCACCUCAACCUGAACUACGACUACCCACCAAUUAUCAUCACGGAACAUGGUUGGUCUACCGACAAGGGUCUUGGAGACCAGUCUAGGGUGAACAAUAUGAGGGGGUACUUAGGAGCCCUACUGCUGGCCAUGGAAGAUGGGACACAAGUCAAAGGGUACACGGUGUGGAGUCUCAUGGAUAAUGUCGAAUGGACCGCUGGUACCAGUGAACGUUUUGGCCUCUACGAAGUGGAUUUCGAAUCAGAAACUAAAGAGAGAACAGCUCGUCUCUCAGCUCUAGUCUACAAGCAUAUCAUAGAGACAAGAGUCGUGGAAGAUGGAUGGAGCCCAAGCAGUUUGAAGAUAGAAAUAACUAAGAAGAAAGAUGAAAAGAACAAUAAUUACAAAGGAGAAUUAUGAUGCUCUCCCCUACUUUCAACGCAUGUCACUUGAGUCAUGCAAUGUUUUCUUUUUCAAUUUUCUAUUUUCAGAAGAUGACUGAAAACUGUUACAGUCUGGCAAACGAAAGUAGAGACUGAAAAAGCCCGGCAAAUUUAAAAAAUAUAAGUAUAGCAACCCAAAAAUUAGU
Spodoptera litura is the source of this 3305-nucleotide messenger RNA. The record is from RefSeq and is a predicted model, not a curated record. NCBI's taxonomy places the organism in Eukaryota, Metazoa, Arthropoda, Insecta, Lepidoptera, Noctuidae.